AGGUGAAAGCCGUGUGGAAAACACGUGUGCGCCUCGCUCGCAGCAACAAACCGGAGAGGAGCGGUGCAGCCCCCGCUGUCCUCAACUUACCCCCCCCCACAUCACCACCACCACCACCACCACCCGGAGGGACGUUUUCAUCCGUCCCCGUCAGCGUAGCGUGCUGCCCCCCCCCUUCCACCCCGCAUCACUUUCUGAAAAAAAACAGGAUUGAUAAAACAACACAAAGAGUUGCUUCACUUGUUUUAAAGGGCUGCGGCUCAAUUAGCAGACGGUUUGGUUUAAGGGACGGACUCCACAUUUAGUCAAGGGGGGGUAGAGAGUGAGAGAGGAGGCCACUGAAUGAGGAAGACAUCGUUCAGCUCACACGCACACAGGAUGCUAAGGCUCGUUGGGUGACGUAGCAUGGCCUGACGUCGCAUGCCUGUCGGCCUGCUUAGAUGGACGAGCUGAGGCACUGCAGCCGGUGAACCUUUCUGUCUGGAAGAGUGAGAAGCCAGCGGGGGUCGGCGCCGCGGAGCCCUGCGGCGAAGGCUCACCGUAAAACGACGCGUUUGCACCAUGACGGAUCCCAUGAUGGACUUCUUCGACGACCCCAGCCUGUUUGUGGGGGGCCUGGACGGGCUGUCCGACGAGGGGUUCGCGGGCUCGGGGCCAGUGUCCCUGGUGGACGAGCUGAACCUGGGCGCCGAGUUCGAGCCCCUGCAGGUCGAGCCCCUGGGGGGGGGGAAGCACCCGGGCAUGGCCCCCCCGCCGGCCUCCGCUUCCUCGCAGGCGGGCCUGCCCUUCGAGCAGCAGCUGGGCCAGUUCGACGUCCUGAAGGGGCCCCUCCCCCUGGGGCAGCCCUUCUCCCUCGCCGAGGGCGGCGCGGCGGGCGGGGGGAGGAACGCGCUGCACCCCCAGUACCACAGCUCCCCGGUGCACCAGCCCCCCCAGCCUAACGGGUUGUUCCCCGACAGCAGCCCGAUGUGGGGCAACCAGGAGCAGAGCGGGAAUGUUUUCCACCAGCCGGCGCCGAGCCAGAGCUCGCAGCUGGGCCAGCAGCAGCAUCAGCAGCACCACCACCACCACCACCACCACCACCACCACCUGCCGCAGCCCCAGUACAUGAGCUCCCAGCCCGGCCAGCCGCCCAGCAAGGGCUUUGCAGAGCACCACGACUUCGCCUACUUCCCGAGCAACCCCCAGCCCCACGCGGCGCUGCACCGCCAGCAGGCGCCGCACGCCGCGCCCCAUUCCCUGCAGCCCGCGCUGGACCGCAACGGCAGUCCCUACGGCCCGGUCCAGGACGCCCUGGGCCCGGCGAGGCCUUUCCCCGCCGGCAGGCGGUUGGGCCGCCAGUUCGCCGGCCCCCCGGAGGACCUGCCUGCUGUUCGACAGUGGUGCUUUUCCAGUGGGGGCCGGGUGUGUGGGUUUUCCACGGUGAGCGGCUUCACUCCUCGUCUCCUGGGCACUGCCGCCCCCCCCGACCGGCAGCUCGCCGGCCUCCCCAGGCACCUGCAGCUGCGCUGGGAGGAAGUGGAAAAUCUGAGCGGUCAGGCGAGGAAGGAAGGGAGAAGAGGAGCGGAGGAGGAGGAGGAGGUGGGGGGAGGGAGAGGGAGGGAAGGAUAG
Lepisosteus oculatus (spotted gar) is the source of this 1611-nucleotide messenger RNA. NCBI's taxonomy places the organism in Eukaryota, Metazoa, Chordata, Actinopteri, Semionotiformes, Lepisosteidae. The record is from RefSeq and is a predicted model, not a curated record.